Dendrobium catenatum is the source of this 1454-nucleotide messenger RNA. RefSeq lists its product as uncharacterized. NCBI's taxonomy places the organism in Eukaryota, Viridiplantae, Streptophyta, Magnoliopsida, Asparagales, Orchidaceae. The coding region runs from base 199 to 1128 and encodes 309 amino acids. The transcript has 3 exons. The record is from RefSeq and is a predicted model, not a curated record.
UACGACGAAGCCGCCUUCAACUUCUUUCGACAAGUUUUCAACUUUCAACUCUUCUUCCCUUCUUGCCUUCCCCUCUUCCACCCUUCUUCCCUCCCAGCACCUACAUUACACGCCUUCCCCCUGCCCCACCUCUUCAGAUCCCUAAUUUAUAACCCAAUUCUCGCUUCCAAACCUUAAAAAUCCCUCCUUUUCUUCUCCAUGGAACUCUUCGAGCGCGCCAAGGCCGUCCGCCUGCGCAGCCAUAACGACAAGUACCUCCUCGCCGAAGACGACGAGGAGCGCGUUUGCCAACACCGUAACGGCACAACGCGGAAGGCGCGAUGGCAAGUAGAACUUGUUGAUGCAGGUGAUCAGCCCCUUAUUCGCCUGAAGAGCUGCUAUGGCAAGUACCUCUCUGCUUCCAACGAGCCCUUGCUCCUCGGCGUCACCGGCCGCAAGGUUCUUCAAGCGGCUCCUGGUCGCCGCCUUGAUUCUUCCCUUGAGUGGGAGCCUAUUCGAGACGGAUUUCAGGUUAAGCUUAAAACAAGGUAUGGUCAGUUUCUCCGGGCAAAUGGUGGCCCGCCGCCUUGGAGAAAUACUGUGACGCAUGAUAUUCCGCAUCUUCAUCAUGAUUGGGUGCUAUGGGAGGUUGAUAUUGUUGAGGCCCGGGCUUAUACGCCGGUGGCGUUUGCGGAGUAUUCACCUAUAGAGGAGGUAGAAUCUUCGCCGGCGACGGAGUCCGUGGAGUCUUCACCUAGUUUUUUGAAAAAAGAGGUUUUGCAGUCUUUCUCGUCCUCGGCCAGUAACUCUCCACAGAAAUCAUUGUCGUCUGCAUCUAGUGGUUCUCCUCGGGCAUUUCAUAACAGGACUAUUAACUAUAUGGUAGCAAAUAAUGAUGGCUAUGUUGAAGCUGGAGCUGAGGAGUUCUCCUUUAGCUUUCAGGGGACUAGUGUGGAAGAACUGACGCAGAAGCUGGAGGAAGAAAGUGAACUCGGUCAUAUUAUAGUUUGCUCAAAGAACCCGGUGAAUGGGAAGCUCUAUCCCCUUCGUCUGCAACUUCCUCCCAACAAAAACACCAUGAAUGUUGUCGUGGUUUUGGCCUCUUCUAAAGCGGCAAAGAUUUUGGCGAAGCAAGAGAAUCUCCUAUAGAAGUUUCCUUUCAAUGUCACCUCCAUUGUUCCAUCUGUACAUCCCAUGCCAUAGUUCCAGUUCAAAUACAGAGGAUUUCUUCAUCAUUCUUCCAAAUUAUACGCAGUUUCGAAGCAACAUAAAGAUCAGCAUACAACUCAACGAAUCGUUUCGGCCCAUAAUUUUGUUAGUUUAGAUGUUUUAGAAAUUAUUUCAGAACAUAAUGCAGAUGCAGCUCUGUACUCAUCAGAAGUAUAUGGUUAUACUGCAAUGGUAGUGGCAAAUUGUUCCUGUAAUCUAUGUGUUGAGAUUAUUUUAUUUAAAUUGUUAGUGGGAUUUUGCAAUUA